Molecule: messenger RNA, 510 nt
Organism: Chaetura pelagica (chimney swift)
Lineage: Eukaryota; Metazoa; Chordata; Aves; Apodiformes; Apodidae
Gene: PSMC3IP
Product: PSMC3 interacting protein
Exons: 6
Coding region: 1-510 (169 amino acids)
Biological process (GO): meiotic strand invasion involved in reciprocal meiotic recombination; homologous chromosome pairing at meiosis; meiotic joint molecule formation
Cellular component (GO): condensed nuclear chromosome; DNA recombinase auxiliary factor complex
Molecular function (GO): double-stranded DNA binding; recombinase activator activity
Source: RefSeq, a predicted model, not a curated record
AUGCUGGUGUGUGCCCCUGCCGGGACCCCCCUCAGCUCCAGCUCUGGUGAUGCUGUUUUGAACGAGACACCAUGGGGGCUGCUCUGUGCUGGCCCCGGGGCAGCCCCCCUGCCUCCCGGCCCUGUGCCGGUAGGAACCGAGCAGGGACCCUCCCGAGCCACCAGCGACCGGCGAGCCCGGGCCCGGUUGGAGCUGAAGGAGCUGAACAGCUCCAUGACAAGCCCUGAGAUGGCCAAAGAGAUCGAGGCAUUGAGGAAGGACUGUGCAAGUUACACGGAGAAGCUGGAGAAGAUCAAAUGUGCCACCAACCAUGUCACACCGGAAGAAAAGGAGCAGGUCUGCAGGGAGCAGCAGCUGUUCCGCAGGGAGUGGCGGAGGAGGAAGCGAAUGGCAACUGAGCUGCUGGAUGCCAUCCUGGAGGGGUACCCCAAGAGCAAGAAGCAGUUCUUUGAGGAGGUUGGGAUCGAGACCGACGAGGACCAGGGCGUCGCGCUGCCACCGGCCGUGUGA